AUGGAACCCCAGGCCGGAUGCGAGAAUGAGGCCGAAUACACUGCCGCCCUCAGCAAUCAGCGGGUAAGCUCAAUAGAGCGACAGAAUAAUGGCAUCCGAUUUUCGAUAUCCGACCUCGCUCCACCAACAGCGAGGGUGCUGCCAACGGUCUAUUCGAGCAGAGAAGACAUUGGGCUGUACGAUGCUCAAUUUGACCCGGACACAGGUGAAAGGAUUCCAAUCCCAGAAUUCGUCAUUUGCGCUGUUGUCGUCACGAUUCUCCGCUUCCAGGUGGUGUGUGCCGAUCACGGUGUCCCCAAUACUCGAAUCCGGAUUCUCGCUACGGAAGCCACCCGGACAGCUGUCAACUCCGAGGAGUUCCGGAAAUCGAUUUACAAUGCCACGGGACUGAGCACCGAGAUGCUUCCGAAAGAAGAGGAGGGCCUCGUGGGCGCUUGGGGCAUUGCGAGCGGGUUCUCGGAAGUCGAGGGCAUCCUACUCGACCUUGGCGGAGGUAGUAUCCAGAUCUCCUGGAUGAUAUUCCGAGGGGGCGAAAUCGAGAUGAGCCCGAGAGGACCGUUAAGUUUUCCAUAUGGCGCAGCGGCCUUGACCCGGACGCUGAAGGUUCUCGAGGACGGGAAGACCAAAGCCGAAGCCGCGAGAGCGGUGGCGGAGUUUCGACGGGAGGUGAAAGCCAGCUUUUUGCAAGCAUAUGGAGAGCUCCAGAUCCCGUUCUCGAUGUACGACAACGCGCGGAUGGAGGGCGGGUUCCCAUUGUAUCUCUCCGGAGGCGGGUUCAGAGGAUGGGGCUACUUAAUUCUCUCCCGGAAUCAGCAGGGUGGGCACCAUUACCCAAUCUCAAUCAUCAACGGAUACACGGCCGGGAAGGACGAGUUCAGGGAUACGGAGGCCUUGAAGCAUACUGCGAAAUCAGCGCAGAAGAUCUUCCGAGUCUCUGAUCGUCGGAGAGCGCAGGUACCAGCCGUGGCCUUCCUCAUCGAUGUCCUAGCCGAAUCAAUUCCGAAUGGAAUAAGAAACGUCCACUUCUGCCAGGGCGGGGUUCGCGAAGGCGUUUUGUUCCAAACUCUAAACAAUGAGGUCCGAAAACAGGAUCCACUUGAGGUCGCCACAACGGUCUUCGCUCGACCUUCCACAGAAGCGCUGUUUUACCUCCUGAAAACAUUCAUCCCCGCCUCCACCCAAGAUUCCCAGCUCAUUUUUCCAACGUCAAUCAAUGACCACCAAAUUCGAGCGUUUAUCAAUGCGUUGUAUGUUCACGCUCCAAUGGGAAAAGAGUCCGCCUCAACCUCAGCAUUGUACAGCACCAGCACUGGUAUUUUGUCUGCAGCACACGGUAUCUCGCACAAAGACCGCGCACUCCUAGCGCUCAUGCUGGAGGAGAGGUAUGAAGGCGAUCUCCCUCCGCGUGAGGUCGAGUUUAAAGAGAGCCUCCGCCGACUCCUGACGCGCGAGGAGAUUUGGUGGACACGGUAUCUGGGAGCCGUUGGAGAGCUCAUAGCGGCAAUAUACCCUGCAGGAGUAAUUGAUAUGGCGAAACCACGGAUAAUCGCCUCCUCGAGGUGGUCGAAUUCGAUGGGGAAAAAUAGAAAUGAACUGGGGAUCAAUCUCACGAUUACCGUGCCAAAGGAUCAAGAUCGCCGUAUGAGGCUGAAGGAUACAGUGCAGCAGUACACGAAUGAUAUCAUGAGAGUAGGGCGGAAAAAACAUUGGAUUGGAGAGGAACCUAAAUGGGGGAUCAAGGUGGACGUGGGAGUCAUCGACUGA
Eremomyces bilateralis CBS 781.70 is the source of this 1764-nucleotide messenger RNA. RefSeq names its product Ppx-GppA-domain-containing protein. The record is from RefSeq and is a predicted model, not a curated record. Bases 1 to 1764 code for a protein of 587 amino acids. The transcript has 2 exons. Gene Ontology annotation, biological process: regulation of transcription by RNA polymerase II. NCBI's taxonomy places the organism in Eukaryota, Fungi, Ascomycota, Dothideomycetes, Eremomycetales, Eremomycetaceae.